Adineta ricciae is the source of this 702-nucleotide messenger RNA. Lineage: Eukaryota; Metazoa; Rotifera; Eurotatoria; Adinetida; Adinetidae. The record is from the annotation of a GenBank genome assembly.
AUGCUCGAAAUUCAAGAGCGUCUCGGCACGAAAAAUUUUACUAAAGCAUUACAAAAUGCAGAAGACGAAAAAGAAGAAGAAGAAGAUGCGGACGAUGUUGAACAAUCGAGUACUGAACGAAAAAAACCAACGACGAAUACAAAACCAAUUUUAAAUCAACAAGCAUCAAGAUCAGAACCGAUUGAAGUGUCGUCGAAAAGACGUCCGAUGAAACGAGACCAAAUUCCUGUUCAUCUACGUGGUAGACGAAAGAUCAUUGAUCCGCGAUUUAAUGAACAGUUCGGUGAAUACGAUGCGAAGGAGUUCCGACAAUCUUAUCAUUUCAUUACUGAUAUGCGUCGAAAAGAAUUAACCGAGCUGAAAAAGCAAUUGAAAACCUGCGAAGAUCCAACGGAAAAAUCGAAAUUGAAAACAGUUAUCAAUCGUCUUAAAUCUCAAGUGAAAAAUGUCGAUGAUAUCGAACGUGUGGAGAAGAUUUCCAAAGAUAUCCAAAAGAAAAGUGAAACACUUGCUAAUGGUGGUGAAUCGACACCUUAUAUAACUAAAGAGGUGCGCAAAGUGAUGAAACUGGCAACAACUUAUACAGAUUUGAAGAAUACAGGACGAAUCGAUUCAUACUUAAGCAAGAAACGCAAACGUAUAGCAAGCAAGAAGAAGAAACAGAUGCCGACCAGACGUGUCGACGACGAUCAAGACGAUUGA